Molecule: messenger RNA, 2031 nt
Organism: Olea europaea var. sylvestris
Lineage: Eukaryota; Viridiplantae; Streptophyta; Magnoliopsida; Lamiales; Oleaceae
Product: inorganic phosphate transporter 1-4-like
Exons: 2
Coding region: 343-1929 (528 amino acids)
Biological process (GO): phosphate ion transport; transmembrane transport
Cellular component (GO): membrane
Molecular function (GO): phosphate transmembrane transporter activity
Source: RefSeq, a predicted model, not a curated record
UUUGCCAUAAAUUGCCAGCCAUCAUUAGACAGUUUCGAAGAAUACAGAUAGAGAAAUAUUUUCAUAUUAUUUUAUUUCAAAUUGCACAUCUUAUACGUAUUAACACAAAUUGAAGAAACCAAGCAAGAUAAUUGUUAGAGUUGACCUUAAUUAGGGUAUAUACCCAUUAUAUGCCGGAGAUUAUUCGGGACCUAUUCUUCAAAGUUUGGCUUUAUAUAUUUGGGACACCAUCCCUAUGUCCUAAGUCCUAACACAAUUUCCUCAAUUCCAUCAGCUGAAGAUUUUCUAAAGUUCUGCGGAAAUUUCAGAAUAUAUCAGAAUAAUUAAGAGAUAAAUUCAACCAUGGCUGGAGAUCAAUUGAAAGUGCUUAAUGCACUUGAUGUAGCCAAGAUUCAACUCUACCAUUUCACAGCCAUUGUUGUUGCUGGAAUGGGCUUCUUCACAGAUGCCUAUGAUCUUUUCAGCAUUUCCUUAGUGACCAAGUUAUUGGGGCGUAUAUAUUACACAGAGCCAGGUGCACCAAAGCCAGGCACAUUACCUCCUGGUGUUUCCUCUUCAGUCACCGGUGUGGCUCUAGUCGGAACCCUAGCUGGGCAACUGUUCUUUGGUUGGCUCGGCGACAAGAUGGGCCGGAAAAAAGUAUAUGGUAUAACUCUGCUUCUCAUGGUUGUAUGCUCAGUUGCAUCGGGCUUAUCCUUUGGAUCAAGCCCAAAAGGUGUCGUGGCCACUCUUUGUUUCUUCAGAUUCUGGCUAGGGUUUGGUAUUGGAGGUGAUUAUCCUCUUUCAGCCACUAUUAUGUCCGAAUAUGCCAACAAGAAAACUCGCGGAGCUUUCAUUGCUGCAGUUUUUGCAAUGCAAGGGUUUGGGAUUUUGUUUAGUGGGAUUAUUUCUUUAGCUGUAUCAGCAGGAUUUGAUCACAAGUACAAUGCUCCAGCCUAUGAGGAUAACGCAGCAGCCUCAUUGGUGCCACAAGCAGAUUACAUUUGGCGUAUAAUUCUAAUGUUUGGUGCUCUUCCGGCAGCCCUGACGUACUACUGGCGGAUGAAGAUGCCAGAAACUGCUCGUUACACUGCCCUGGUGGCCAAAAAUGCGAAACAAGCAGCUCAAGAUAUGGCCAAUGUGUUGAAUGUCGAACUUGAAGCAGAAGAAGAGAAAGUACAGAAACUUGCAGAACGCAAAUCCAAUUCUUUCGGUUUAUUCUCCAAAGAAUUUGUUCGCCGCCAUGGCCUUCACUUAUUUGGAACAACUUCUACAUGGUUUCUUCUAGACAUUGCAUUUUAUAGCCAAAAUCUUUUCCAGAAAGACGUUUUCAGUGCAGUUGGAUGGAUCCCACCUGCCAAAACCAUGAAUGCUAUCGAGGAAGUUUUUCGCAUUUCUAAAGCACAAACCUUAAUUGCCCUCUGCAGUACAGUUCCAGGCUAUUGGUUUACAGUAGCUUUUAUUGACAUCAUUGGACGAUUCGCAAUCCAAUUAAUGGGCUUCUUCUUCAUGACAGUUUUCAUGUUCGCCAUAGCCAUUCCUUACCAACACUGGACAGAAAAGGCUAACAGGGUUGGAUUUAUUAUAAUGUACGCACUUACAUUUUUCUUUGCCAAUUUUGGGCCAAAUGCAACAACAUUUGUCGUCCCAGCUGAAAUUUUCCCAGCCAGGCUUCGGUCUACAUGCCAUGGAAUAUCUGCAGCUGCUGGCAAAGCAGGCGCCAUUGUUGGUGCUUAUGGAUUUCUCUAUGCUGCUCAAAGCAAAGACGCUUCAAAAACGGAUGCUGGCUACCCACCUGGCAUUGGUGUGAGGAACUCCCUUAUUGUUCUUGGCGUCAUUAAUGUAUUAGGAAUGGUUUGCACGUUUGCUGUGCCAGAACCUAAAGGAAAAUCACUCGAGGAGGCAUCCAGAGAGAAUGUCGAUGAUCAAGAUGAAUGCGUGGGAGUAUAAUUGGAGUAUAAUUUUGAUAUUUGCAUAGGAUUGACGCGUGAAGAAAUUAAUUUGGAUUAAAUAUAUAGGUUUUCUUUUUGUUCUUAAAAAAGGAUUCCGGCU